CCCGCUCGCUCAUCAAUGGCCUUUCCGACUUCCCAGCCACCAGCAUCCAAUGUUCAAACCCUAAGCUAUCAGACAACCAGAGAAGCUUCCGAUCUUCACCUCUUUGUCUUCUUGUAGCCCCCUGCAACUUCUUCCCUCCAUCGCCUUCUUCCUUUGUUCUUAAGAAACGUCUUCAUAAACUUGCUGCUUACAAAAGAAGAAAAAAUUCAUAAUUAAAUCAGGUGUCUUCCAUUCGACCAAGAAUUCAUCCAUUUCUUUCUCUCAAUCUAAGGAUCCCAAGUACCGAACAAUAUAAUUGGACCUAUUGAUAAAAAAUAAUGACUCCGAAACCAUGCUUACCAUCCAAGUGGGAGAUUUUGCACCACCCUUCCCUCCUAGAUUUCAACUAAUACUCCUAGCAACCAUUCUUAUAGUUCCCACCAAGCAUUCCAACACCAAUGGAUACGUUGAGAUAGGAACUAAUGAUAGGACUCAUGCAUUGAACGAAAUGGAGGAGGAGUGGGGGAUGGUGGAGAGGAAGGGAACUCAGUUGUUGGUCAACAACCAGCCUUUCUUCGUCAAUGGGUUUAACACCUACUGGUUGAUGGUCUUCGCCGUCGACCACACGACGAGGAAGAAGGUCAGUGAAGUCUUCCGGGAGGCCGCGGCGAUCGGCCUCACCGUCUGCCGGACUUGGGCUUUCAAUGACGGCGGGUGGCGAGCCCUUCAGACGUCUCCUUUCGUCUAUGAUGAGGAGGUGUUCAAGGCAUUGGAUUUUGUGGUGAGUGAGGCGAGGAGGCAUAAGAUUAGGCUUAUACUGUCGCUAUGUAACAACUGGGUGGAGUAUGGAGGGAAGGCUCAGUAUGUGAAGUGGGGGAAGGCUGCGGGCCUGAACUUAACUUGCGAUGAUGAUUUCUUCUCGGAUCUGACGAUUAAGAGCUACUACAAAGCUUUCGUCAAGACUGUGAUUACCAGAAUCAACACAUUUACGAAUAUGGCAUAUAAGGAUGAUCCAACCAUAUUUGCUUGGGAGCUGAUGAAUGAGCCACGGUGCCCCUCCGAUCCUUCCGGUGACAGCUUGCAGGCUUGGAUUGAAGAGAUGGCAUCAUAUGUGAAGUCCAUCGACCCUGUGCACUUGUUGGAGAUUGGUGUUGAAGGGUUCUAUGGCCUCUCUACCCCUGAACGCUUGCAUUUGAAUCCCAACACCUUUGCAGGCCAAGCAGGAACAGAUUUUAUCAGGAACCAUCGGGUCCUGGGCAUUGAUUUCGCCUCCGUUCACAUCUACUCAGAUACUUGGCUGCCCAAGUCGGAGUCGGAUGCGCAACUCCAAUUUGUGAGAACAUGGAUGCACCACCACAUGGAUGAUGCAGAGAAAUUGCUUGCGAUGCCGGUCGUGUUUGGUGAGUUUGGAGUGUCAGUGAAAGAUGAGAAGUUCAGCUUUACAUUUCGUGAGGCCUUCAUUAAGACGGUCUACAAGACUGUGCGGGGCUCCAGGAAGCGAGGAGGGAGUGGGGGAGGCUGCCUUCUGUGGCAGCUCUUCCCAGAGGGGACAGAGUACAUGGAUGAUGGUUAUGCCGUUGUUUUAGCCAAGCACCCGUCCACACAGCAUAUGCUCUCAUUGCAGUCUAGGAAGCUUCAGACCAUUCAUUCCAAGAGUUUUUGGAAGUUUCAUCGGAGUUGGAAGAAGAGUCCUAUGGGCAACCUCCUCCCCCAUGAAGAACUCUGAGAUACAGAACACUAGAGUACAAGAUAGCGCGAUUGUUUGGAGAAGAUGAGCUGUCAAAAGUAUAAUAAAAUAUUUUUUUGCCUUCACUCCUUUAUUAGGGCUUAUAAGAAAAAGCAUCUGUAUCCAUCUCUAUAAGAAUGGUGUUGCUUAUCACCAUUGUUUUAUGAAUAUUUUAUGGGAAUAUAUGGUGAAAUGUUUGAACUUUGUUUAUUAAGGUUCAAUAAGAAAAUUAUAUGAAUUCAUCGCUUUA
This is a messenger RNA of Phoenix dactylifera (date palm), 1955 nucleotides long. RefSeq names its product mannan endo-1,4-beta-mannosidase 8-like. Gene Ontology annotation, biological process: polysaccharide catabolic process. The record is from RefSeq and is a predicted model, not a curated record. Lineage: Eukaryota; Viridiplantae; Streptophyta; Magnoliopsida; Arecales; Arecaceae. Gene Ontology annotation, molecular function: mannan endo-1,4-beta-mannosidase activity.